CGUGCUUGGAAUCUGGCGCAAUGUUUUUGGCCUGCGUUUUUCCCCCCAUCGAUUUGGUGGUUUUUAUUUCGGGGCACCACAGGCCGUGCUCCAGUCACGAUCUUGGAAGUGGAGGACGGUUCUUUUUGGAAGUGGAGAACGGAUUCGAGGGCAUGGGAAGAAACUACGAUUACAGCCCUUCACCUCCAAGAGGUUACAGGAGAAGAGCUCGCAGUCCAAGCCCUCGUGGUCGUUAUGGAGGACGUGCUAGGGACCUCCCAACUAGUCUUCUAGUGAGGAAUCUUCGCCGGGAUUGUAGGCCUGAUGACCUCCGUAGACCAUUUGGAAAAUUUGGUCGUGUUAAAGAUAUAUACCUUCCAAGGGACUACUACACUGGGGAUCCUCGAGGAUUUGGGUUUAUCCAAUACUUUGAUCCUGAGGAUGCUGCUGAUGCCAAAUACCAUAUGGAUGGGCAGAUGUUUCUUGGAAGGGAAAUUACUGUUGUUUUUGCAGAGGAGAACAGAAAGAAGCCUUCUGAGAUGAGGGCAAGGGAAAGAACCAGCCGAGGCCGUUCGUAUGAUCGGAGGUCGCGCUCAAGGUCGCCUUGGUAUUCUGUCUCUCCAAGGGGCAGAUCGCGGUCUCGCAGCAGAAGCUACUCACCGGCACCUAAGCGAAAGCACCAUUCAAGAUCCCCGUCUCCUCGGGAGAGAUCUUUGUCGCGCUCACCAGUGGACAGCAGAUCAAGGAGCGCCAGCCCUGGUGUGAAGUCUCCUCACAGGGAGAGGUCUCUUUCUGUUAGCCAGUGAAAUUGAUCUCGGCUCUGUAGUGCUAUACAUGCAUGACGAUGUAGUUGCUGUCACACCGAAUGGAACCAUAUAUGAUCCGGAUUCUUUUUGUCACCCUAUUCUAGGAGUGUUAAAAACAUGUAUGGUGUAUACCUUUGAUUAGUGUUUUUGAGAACAUGUAUGGUGUCACAUCUAAAACCGUUGAUGAGUGUUUUUGAGAACGAGCAUACCUGUUGAAAGGGUGCAGAUUUGAAGUGAUUUAUGAGACUGGGAUGGCACAA
Panicum hallii is the source of this 1045-nucleotide messenger RNA. RefSeq names its product serine/arginine-rich SC35-like splicing factor SCL33. Gene Ontology annotation, molecular function: RNA binding. Gene Ontology annotation, cellular component: nuclear speck; cytoplasm. NCBI's taxonomy places the organism in Eukaryota, Viridiplantae, Streptophyta, Magnoliopsida, Poales, Poaceae. The transcript is spliced from 6 exons. The record is from RefSeq and is a predicted model, not a curated record. The coding region runs from base 21 to 785 and encodes 254 amino acids. Gene Ontology annotation, biological process: mRNA splicing, via spliceosome.